Molecule: messenger RNA, 879 nt
Organism: Caenorhabditis remanei
Lineage: Eukaryota; Metazoa; Nematoda; Chromadorea; Rhabditida; Rhabditidae
Exons: 2
Coding region: 1-879 (292 amino acids)
Molecular function (GO): protein binding
Source: RefSeq, a predicted model, not a curated record
AUGGAACCUACUUUUCCACUACUACGGCUUCCCGAAAAUGCUAUUGUCAAAGUUCUCAAAAUCAUGAGUUUGAAGCAAUUGCUCGAAUUCUCCUAUGUCUCAACAAAAACUAAGAAUCUCGUAAAAUCGUUAGGAAUAAUAGCCAAACGUGUUGACAUCACGAUUCAUGGAUUAAAUGAAAUAGGGUUGAAUACGUAUCAUACGGAUUUCGGUUUUCAACCAUCACCACUAAUCCCCUUUAGCGAUAAUUUGAAGUAUAUUCGGACUAUUUUCUGUUGCACUUUGCCACCGAAUGUUCGUUUCUAUGCAGAUUGUGAGAGACAUGAAGUUAGAUUGUUGAAAGAAACAAUUGGAAAUGUCAACUUUCUCUAUGUGUCUAGUAUACUGACGGAUGAGUUGAGCAGAGAAGUUCUGAAACAUUUCAAUACUCCCAGCAGACUAUAUCUGCUCAGAAAUCCAUAUGAAGAUACUUGUAAGAUUCAAGAAAUCUUCAUUCGAAACCACAAAAUUAUCGAAUUUAAUGACGAUUACUCAUUAGAUGACAUGUUAUCGGUUAAUAGUGAAAAAGUCAGAUUCAUUCGAUCGGCAAGUCAAAAACAAAUGAAUAAAUUCGUCAAACACUGGAUCCGUGGGUCUAAUCCACAACUACAAAUCAUGUCUCUAUCAAUAAAAAACACUGAUUUUGUUAACGGUGAAACGCAUUUGAAAGGAAUCAGAUGCAUGGAUAUGAGUGAAGAGGCAAAAAGAGAAAUCCGUCAAGAACACGGGCUUCCAAACUGUAAUAUGGUACAAAUCAGACGGGAAGAUGGAACAACUGCAGUGAUUGCGUCGAAUCAGCGAGGUCGUCAUCCUAAUAUUCAUUUAAUUGUUAUGCACUGA